Messenger RNA from Exophiala aquamarina CBS 119918, 1023 nucleotides. RefSeq lists its product as uncharacterized. The transcript has a single exon. The coding region runs from base 1 to 1023 and encodes 340 amino acids. The record is from RefSeq and is a predicted model, not a curated record. NCBI's taxonomy places the organism in Eukaryota, Fungi, Ascomycota, Eurotiomycetes, Chaetothyriales, Herpotrichiellaceae.
AUGGCUUCGGAUUCCCGGACUCACGAGCGAAAUGCACAAAGCAAACCAAAAUCUAUUUCUUCCGAUGAACCUGAGACCUCGGACUCUCUACCUGAGUCCUCUCCGAAACCUGUUCGAAGGCAAUCAAGCGUUCGUUUUUCCGAAGACAGCAAGAAGCAUUCUCAAUCUCCAAUGUCGAGCCACCGCCGAACACCAGCAGACUCAGAUGAGAUCACACCUAUUCGAAGUGCAGACGGUCACGCCAGUCGAAGGUACAAUACCGAGUCAGCUCCGUCUCCGUCUCCCUCUACGGACCCGGCCGAGGCCUCGGAAGACGAAGGACGGGGUGAUAAUAAGCAAAAGCCUACAUGGUGGAGAGGUAUUGCAGACAAGUACGGCUCCGUCUCUCUAGAGAACAAAGGCUCGGUCGCCAGGGAUCACCUGGCUCUGGAACGAACAUUUUUGGCAUGGUUACGGACCAGCCUAGCGUUCGCAAGCAUAGGGAUUGCCAUCACACAAUUGUUCCGACUCAACACCAACCUACAGAGCCGUCAAAACUCCAUCUCUGCCCUCUCAGCAUGCUCCAAUGUCCCGUUCUCGCCAUUGGUAGCACAGUCACUCCCUCCGGAGUUGUUGCCAUACAUACAAGAACUCGUGGUGUCCGCUGUAGGUACUGCUUCCCCGUCAGUGCCAACUCUGGGACCUACACUCCUCGAUCAACUAUUGCUGCUUGGCCCCCCCGAUGAAAAUGGUCAUCAGGUGCGCCAUGCUGGUGUCAUUCAUGCCACAGCAUUUGACGAAGAGAAAGCCGCUAGGCUCCGCCAUAUUGGAAAGCCACUUGGUGCAACAUUUCUGGGCAUCUCUAUCGUGAUACUGUUUAUUGGGUUCCACCGUUAUUUCGAAUCGCAGCACUGGAUCAUGAGAGGCAAAUUUCCUGCCAGUCGUGGAAGUAUCUUUAUCGUGGGCUUCCUAACCGGAUCCCUGAUAAUCGCGAGUUUAGCGGUAGUCCUUGCUAUUGCGCCGACCAGUUUUGAGAAGAAGUGA